Messenger RNA from Folsomia candida, 2246 nucleotides. RefSeq names its product DNA polymerase eta. Gene Ontology annotation, cellular component: replication fork; site of double-strand break; nucleus. Lineage: Eukaryota; Metazoa; Arthropoda; Collembola; Entomobryomorpha; Isotomidae. The coding region runs from base 315 to 1811 and encodes 498 amino acids. The record is from RefSeq and is a predicted model, not a curated record. The transcript has 5 exons. Gene Ontology annotation, molecular function: damaged DNA binding; DNA-directed DNA polymerase activity. Gene Ontology annotation, biological process: response to radiation; error-prone translesion synthesis.
CUUAAAUCCCGUUAAAUUAAUUCUAAAUUAACAUUUCUAAUCGAAGCGAACUUAAACUUUUCUAAUCGAAAAAUAAAUUCGUCUUUUUAAAAGCUCAAAGAUCAUCCAUUUCCGAUCAGAGCUAUAGUGUUUGAGAUGUGAGGAGGAUAAAUUCCGAUAAGUUCUUGAUUUGUUUAUUCAACUUUUUAAUUAAUUUGAUAAGAACUUAACACUUAAUUACACGGAGGUGUAGUGGUUUACGAAGAAAGUGUAUUCCGAAGAACUUCUAACUUCUGAGGAAGGUUAUCUAUCAUCAAUGAUAACUUAUCAUCGCAAUGUCAAACAACAAAGAAAACGUGAACGUGACCUUGACCUUGACCUCUAAAAACAGUUGGAAACGAAUCCCUCUUCCCGAACUUGACGACCAAGAACAUUUCACGGGCUACGUGACGGAGACCUUGGCACCCAAUUCGGUCAUCGGGAUGCUCGACAUGGACGCGUUUGAGGUUCAAAUCUACUUGAAAAGUAAGCUGGGUGCGGAAAAUUGGAGAGAAAUAUAUUUGACGACGCCCUGCCUUCUCGCCGAUCCGGUGACAGAUAGAAUUAUUUCAGUCAACCAUCUCGCAAAACUGAAGGGGAUUUCAAGAGACGACGUGAUUGGAACUGGGUUAAAAAAGUGUCCGGAAAUACGCGUGAUUAGAAAAGAUGUGCGUUUUAGCAAGCCUGAAAAUUGGAAUUUGCGACAUUCUUCGUGGACCGUAUUGGACACCAUAUUAAAAUACCGGAAGGAAACAGGAAAACACUUCAUCGUCGAAUACGCCUCAAAUGACGAAUAUUAUUUCGACCUUACCCUCGAAAUUGAUCGCCUCGUCGACACGGUCACAGUCGAAAACAUUGAAAAAUUCCUAACUGAACGUGUCCUUCGUAUGAAGAAGACAUUUGUGGAACUGAGAAACGAAACUUUAGAUGAUUGGUCAAGUAUCCUUAAAAUUCUUCAGAAAGAGAUCUUCUUAUCCAAUAUUAUUGAUAAGCCUUUGACCCUGCUCCGACUUAUCUUGGGCUGCACCAUUCUCCACGAAAUAAAAGAAUUCAUCUUCACCGAAACGAACUUUGAAGCAUCCGGAGGAAUCUCGUGUAACAAGCUGCUAACAAAAUUAGCCUGUCCUCUUCACAAACCGGGAGGAAUUACCAUUCUGCCUGGGGAAGGAUUUAUCAAAAUUUCUGGAAACAUUCCGAUCGAGAAGUUGCCAUCGUUGGGGGGCGAUCGUGGCAAAAAACUGAGCGAUGCGGUUGGAGAAGUCAUGCUGACGAUUCGGGACCUUGCGACGCUCCCACUUUCAAAAAUAAUGGAGGGGACUGAUUUUCCUUUGGGGGAGGUUAUCAUGCUACGAAAGUUGGCUCGGGGACGAUCGGAUGACGCCGUGGUGGAAAAAUUGAUGAAAUUGUCGGCCACCGUGGGACGCGCAAAUUUGAAGGGGUUACGAUUCUACAGGACAAAAAUGAUUCGAGAAGUGCUUUCCACACUGACGGAAGAAUUGAUUGAGAGGCUUAACGAAGAAGAGGAGCGACAUAAAAGGAUUCCGGACCACGUGAAAGUCGGUCUCAGCUAUAUUUUCCUCCCCAGAAAGGAAGAAGAUCGAGGAAAAGCUCCACUUUCUCAGAGGUUCGCGUACACAAUCGAUACGGAGAAAGUUUCCGAGUGGACCAAGAAGAACGAGAAAGAAUUAGUAGACAAGAUUCUAACCGAAUUUUUUGCCUCGGUCAAAGGUCAGGGGGAAGGGAUCAUCGUAAAGAUAAGCUAUUCUGUGAGGGCAUUUCGUAAACUGGUGUAAAUUAUGGUAAAUUUAUGUGCAAUCUAGUCAUGCUAGAUUUUGGAGGAAUUUUAUAUUUUGCACUCUUGUUUUCUGUUAAGCGUUUCGUUUUAGUAUGAAUUUACCUAAAUUUUAAGCACUUACCAAAAUUAUUGAUUAAUUAACAACCAGUAUGAAUUUAUAAAAUAUGAAGUGCAAAGUUUCUUAAUUUACACGACUGAUUUUUGAAAUGGUAAUACUUUCGUUCGUUUAUUUAGUACUCAUUUUUGACUGAUUUUUUUAAAUGAACUUUUUAUUCAGUAGUUAAUUACUCAUUUUUUAAGUAAAUAGUACAAACUAUUUCCGAAAUUUGGCGUAGUCACAAACACGCCGCUAUCGCUUUUAUGAAAGACUGAAAAUGAAUUUAUAUAUAAUACAUUUUUAUUUUAUUUUUUGUGGUUUUCAAACAAUAAUUAA